Perognathus longimembris pacificus (Pacific pocket mouse) is the source of this 2087-nucleotide messenger RNA. It is a transcript of the gene Tmem255b, whose product is annotated as transmembrane protein 255B. Bases 53 to 1144 code for a protein of 363 amino acids. Lineage: Eukaryota; Metazoa; Chordata; Mammalia; Rodentia; Heteromyidae. The transcript has 9 exons. The record is from RefSeq and is a predicted model, not a curated record.
AGCUGGAGGGGGAGCCCGGGUGGUGCUGCUGGCAGCUGCUCCUGGGGCCCCCAUGGGGGACUGGAUGGUCGUGGUCACAUGGUCACAGGUCACACGGCCGAGGGAGGAGGAGACGCUGCGGUGGGCACUGCUCCGUGGCUCUGCCCCAGGGAUGCAGCCACUCCCGCCACCCGUGCCGGGGCCCCUGGCUCUGCUGGACACCGCAGAAGGCUUUGCCAGGAGGAAGAAGACCUCCCUGUGGUUUGUGGGGUCUCUGCUGCUGGUGUCCACCCUCAUUCUGACCAUCGGCCUUGCUGCUACCACCAGGACAGAGAAUGUGACGGUGGGGGGCUACUACCCUGGGAUCAUCCUGGGCUUCGGGGCUUUCCUGGGACUCAUUGGCAUCAACCUAGUGGAGAACAGAAGACAAAUGUUGGUGGCAGCCAUCGUGUUCAUCAGCUUUGGUGUGGUGGCUGCGUUCUGCUGUGCCAUAGUGGACGGUGUGUUUGCAGCACGUCACAUCGAGCUGAGACCUCUCAGCACAGGAAGGUGUCAGUUCUAUUCCAGUGGGACGGGCUACCUGUAUGAUGUCUAUGAGACAGAGGUCACCUGCUACUCCUUGAAUGGCAGGUGCCAGCUGAAGGUGAGGAGCAACACUUGCUACUGCUGUGACCUCUACGCCUGUGGAAGCACUGAGCACUCACCUGCCUACUAUGAGUUUGUGGGCGUGCAGAGCUGCCAGGACGUGGCCCACCUGUACCGGCUGCUCUGGGUCUCCACCGUGCUGAACGUUCUGGGCCUGUGCACGGGAAUCAUCACGGCUGCCGUCCUGGGGGCGUUCAAGGACAUGGUCCCGCUGUCCCAGCUGGCUUACGGCCCAUCGCCCCCUCCUCCUCAGAUCCUCUACAACCCUGCCCAGCAGAUCCUGGCCUACCCUGGCUUCUGCCCACCACCUUCCACUGUGCCAACCUGCUCCUCCUACCCUCUGCCUCUUCAGCCCUCCGGCACCCUGCCUGCCUCCGCCUCCGCUGACCUCUCUUUGCCGGAGGACCUGCGGCCCCCCUCCCAGGGCGGGUCCAGCCAAGGGCAGCUCCUCAGCGCCCCGCCACUCCGCACGCCAGCCUGCUUCCUCCCUGGGGAGAAGCCGCCCCCCUACACACCCUGAUAGCAGAGGGAGAGGGGCGUCACUUGAUUUGCCAACAUGAAUACGUAAUGCAAAGAAAGAAAAAGUCACCCCUAUAACUCCUGCGUCUGCAGUCAGCCUCCUAGCAAGGCCAGCGAGCGCUCGGAGACAGACCUCCUUCCUUCCUUCCCCCGCAGGCCCGCCAGCCAGCGCGGGCAGAGCCAGCCAUCCCGGAGCACAGCCCUAGACUCUGCUCUGCAUAGCCAGUAGGAAGGUCACCUUGGUCAUGGCCUCCUGGUCCCCGCCCCCCACCAAUGAGCAGGUGUUAGGGUUUGAGGGAAAUACAGCUCUGCACCUCUCAGCAUGACGGCCAUCCUUUAAGGAAGCAAGUGGCACAUUUACACAAGUAUAUGUCUCCAAGAAGAGGCGGAGCCUCUGCGCUUAGUGCCGUGUCUUCCUGAUAUUUAGCUGAACAAAAACAAGCUUUGCUCAAUAACCCUAGAGACACAUGGGCUCUGUCUAGCGAGGGCUACUCGUGGGGCAGAGACUACCUACCUGGCCAGAGGCCCCGUGCCUGAGCUGUGACAUAUCUACUGAGUCUGCUCUUCUUCCUGCUGCUCACCUGUGGGCCCUCUGGCCCCUGUGGCCUGACCCUCCCCGACUACAAGGAGGUUUCCCUGGGCAUCCAAUUCUGCCCUAAGCGGCCCGGGUCACACACGGAGUGCUCCCUAAGUCCCUCCUCUGCUACGCACACCUGGCGAGACAGGUGGGAACAAUGGGAUCCGAGCCCUGUCGAGGAGCCCACGGGGUUGCAGUGGGGGGGGAGGCCUCCAGGUGUCCUCCAAGUGUUGCUCUUUUGAGAUGAAGACCUCAGAAUUCAUAGUGUAUGAGAGGUUUCAACUGCCAAGGACAGACCCCAAAAUCUGGGCCAGCGCCCCCAGAGCUCUCCGGCCGGGAGGAGAGGAGGCGAGAAAGGCCACCGGAG